AUGGGGCAAAACAGACAACCUGAACUCUACACAGCGGCGCUUAUACCUUAUGUAGCUGCUGCGAUUGCACUAGUCUCUCGGCUGGCUUCUCGCCGUCAGACUAGGCAUGCUUUGGUGUGGGAAGAUAUUUUGGCUGUUAUUGCCUUCUCCAACGGAAGCGCCUUUACCUUCAUUAGCAUAUACAAGAUGCGAUGGGGACUAGGAAAGUCGCUUCAAGACGUGGACAUGCCAGAGGAUGAGAUUGUGUACCAUUAUUUCUUGGACCUCUGGGUAGACAUGUGGUUCUACACAUUCUCCGUUGGGCUGUCGAAGUUCGUGAUACUAGGCUUCUACUGGAGAACCUUUUCACUUUCAAUCAUUAGGCAGCCUAUUAGAAUCCUGUUCGUCUGCUCGGUAGUUUGGAUCAUCGUCAGAGUCACACUCAUCUCCAUGCAAUGUCAACCGAUUCGGAAAUUUUGGCAUAAAGACGUCCCGGGCAAAUGCCCUCUGACACCGAUGCUGUCGCUCUUUGCAGCAAGCAUACCGCACUUCAUUCUUGAAGUUGCAAUACUGCUGUGUCCACUCAUCGAGAUCUAUAGACUUCACAUCUCAGCCGCACGUAAGAUCGCCGUGGCAGCCAUGUUCGCAUCCGGGCUACUAGUCUGCGGCUCAGCACUUGGCACUAUUAUUCAUACUGUCGCGCUGGGUAGAAAGAACGAUCAGGACCUCACUUUCGAUGGCAUCGACGACCAGAUAUGGGCAGUGUGCGAUGUAAACUUGGCAUCUUUUGCAACAUCCCUCCCUCUUCUUCGCCCCAUUCUUCGCUCUUGCGGUGGCAUAUUCACCUAUCUGAGGUCGAACGACAGGUCCAGUGGCCCCAGUAAUUACGGCAAUCCAAACUCCGUCCCGACAUUUGGUAGUGCUCCUAAAAGGAGACGUAGCCAACCCUUGACAGGUACCAAUCUAGAUACCGAGUCUACGAUCGAGCUUGCUGGUGAAUUACGUGGCCACAGAGGCGAGCGCCGUGGCAGGAUAUCUGCUCUACACAAGAACGAGUGCGAACACGAGUGCGAGUAUGACCUGCACCAUGAUGCCGAAGACAAGGUUGAGACACGGGGCGGUGUACAUAUACGCAGCGAGACUAAAGUAGAUUUCAGUGGCGUUUAA
Molecule: messenger RNA, 1146 nt
Organism: Alternaria arborescens
Lineage: Eukaryota; Fungi; Ascomycota; Dothideomycetes; Pleosporales; Pleosporaceae
Exons: 5
Coding region: 1-1146 (381 amino acids)
Source: RefSeq, a predicted model, not a curated record